AACUAUCAUAAUUUUGCAAAUGCAAAAUGUUUUCCAAUGAGGGGGGUAAGUCCAAAUAUUAUUAUAGAUUGUGACAAAGAUUCAAUCGUUACUUUCAAAAGCAUCUUAAAUAACUAUAGAUACUCUUACCAAACCAUCUAUGACGAUGGCCACAAUUUUUUCUAUCCUCAUCUAUUCAAAAGCAGAUUAUAUGAUCAGUCAUUCAAUGGUGGUGAAGUUAUUCGUUUUCAACCAGAAAUUUCAUUUUUCAACGAGUUUAUCCCAAAUCAAGGAGGUGAUAUGUUUGUAAGAGGUUGUUUUUUAUUUGAUUAUGAAAUGAAAACCAAACCUUUAGAAAUUUUUUAUGGUGAUAUAGCAACCUAUAGAAUGUUAAAUGACACUAUUGUAUAUCCAAAGUAUUAUGGAAGGGAUAUAUAUUCAAUCUAUAUAAAUCCAGGUUGCAAUGCUUUUAUCAAAGUAAUAGACCCUAGAACCAAUAAAAUUUUAACUGAAACAAACUAUUUAAAU
This is a messenger RNA of Dictyostelium purpureum, 507 nucleotides long. RefSeq lists its product as uncharacterized. The annotation marks the transcript as partial. Lineage: Eukaryota; Evosea; Eumycetozoa; Dictyosteliales; Dictyosteliaceae. The record is from RefSeq and is a predicted model, not a curated record. The transcript has a single exon.